AUGCUUUUCGUAUAUGUUACCAUCCAUGAUGUGGAGAAUCCGACACAAGUCUCCAUCUGGUCCCUUGUCGCUAAUCCACACGGGCCACAUCCCGCCCUGUGCUUGUCGGACAACCCACCCAAAGUCAAGAGCUUCCUGUCGCGGUCAACCGUCAAUUCGGCUAUCCACUUCAAGACUUUUAGCAUCUUUCCAGCUCCUGUACAGGGCAGCCUUCGUGCUCGCAACCCCGUGCCGCCCGGUCUCAAUCCGAUCCGCCCCGAUCCAGCGCCCGUUCCCCGUUAUUCCCCAUCGCGCCGAACGCCCCGAACAAGAAUCACAUGGCCUAUUUCCAUCCUUGAUUUCUUCCGCGGCUGCCUCAGCUGGCAAUGCUCUUUUCUCCUUCGUCUGUCCGUGUCCACCACGAUUGACUGCGGUUAUCCUCAGACACACGCGAGUGGCCUCAGACACCACCAGCGCUACUCCCUCUUCGGCGAGUCGCUACGGCAUCCCAGACGCCAUUUCAGUUCUGACGCGAAAAGAACAAUGUCGUCCCGCCUCGUCCUUCGAAAGGGAGCCGUCCCUAUUUGCGCUGCCCUCCCCGGUCCGAUCUACUGUUCGACAAACCAUGUCCUCCGACGCCCUAUUGUCGUCAUUACACGCGGUUAUUCGGAUAGACCCGAAAAGAAGGUCGUGGAGGAGAAGACAAAAGAAGAAUCAGGACCUACUACUGUACGGGAAGCUGUCAACCCUCCCGAGAAUGGAAGUGCGAAGAACAACAGCGGCGCCGAGAGACGCGAUGGUGGCGAGUGCGAACGGCCGCCCCCUUAUACCGCAUAUACUCACCGCGGAUCUGCCAUAAACUUUGCCUGGCCAGGCCAGAAACACUUCAAGCAAGACCGCCGCCAUGGCCCUACUCUGUCGGCCGAUAACUGGGAGGACAACGCCGACGCCAAGAUUGAGGAAUUCACCGAGCUGCCGUACAAGCUGUUUGGCACCAACCAGCAUAUGGAGUUUCAUGCCGAGUUCAAGAAAGAGCUAACCCAGCUGCUGCGCUCGUACCGCGCCCCCAUCAUGUAUGCUUUCGCCUACGGCUCCGGGGUAUUCCCCCAGGCCAAACCGGGCAGCCGUGCGGUGAGCAAUGAGGAGUACCGUGCCGUGCACCCCCGUCCGACCGCGGCGCUCAAGGAGGUCCAGGCUUCGGGUCCCCGGUCCAUCGAUCUCAUCUUCGGCGUAUCCCACACGCAGCACUGGCACUCGCUCAACAUGCGCCAGCACCCCGACCACUAUUCCUUCCUGAAGCGGUUCGGGUCCGGCCUCGUGUCCGUGACCCAGGAUCGCUGGGGCGCCGGCGUCUACUUCAAUCCCUACGUCACGCAGAACGGUCUCCAGAUCAAGUACGGCGUCACCACUCUCGAUAACCUCUGCACCGACCUCGUCUCGUGGAACAACCUCUACCUCGCGGGCCGCCUCCAGAAGCCGGUGAAGAUCCUGCGGGACCACCCCCGCGUCCGCCUCGCGAACCAGGUGAACCUCCUCUCCGCCGUCCGCGCCGCGCUCCUCCUCCUACCGCCCCGCUUCACCGAACGCGAGCUGUAUGCCACCAUCGCCGGGCUGUCCUACCUGGGCGACCCUCGCAUGUCGCUCCCGACCGAGAGCCCGAGCAAGGUGACCGAUAUCGUCGACAACAACAUGGUUGCCUUCCGCAGGCUCUACGCGCCUCUCAUAGAAACGCUCCCCAACGUCGACUUUCUCGGCACCGCCACCCCGGGCAACCUGGCGUCCUCGUCCCCGGACCCCGACGAGACCUUCAACCUCGAGCAGGACAUGGACCCCGUCAAGCGCGGCAACAUGGUCCGGCGUCUUCCCAGCGCCUUCCGCGCCCGGCUGUACUUCCAGUACCAGAAGAAAUUCAUGGUCCCCGCCACCGAAUUCGACGCCAUGAUCCAGCAGACGGCGCGCGAGGAGGCCGAGGCCGUCUCCUCCGGGUCUUCGUCCUUCAAGCGCUCUACGGGCGGCGGCUUCGAGCGUCGGAUUGCGAACGACGACCCCGAGGAGCUCCGGUCCUUUGUCCGCCGCGUCAUUCAGCAGACGGUCUAUUGGCCCGCCGCCGCGCAGUCGGUCAAGGGCAUCUUCACCGCCGGUCCGAUCCGGGCUGCGCGUUAUAUGCUUGAGAAGUGGCGGAAGUAUUGGGCCGGUAAGGCCAAGCUCGCUGCGAAGGGCAAGAAGGAGGAGGAGGAAUAACACACUUCUUUCUCCCUUUCCUCCUUAUCCCGCCUUUUCUUUUUAUCUCUGCUGGUGUAGUCCACCGAUGGGCUCCUUUUUCUUUUUUUGUUCUUCAUCUCUUUCCCUUGUAACCUUUUCUUUGUAGGUAUUACGUCGUAUCUUCGUCUCGAUUGCAUAGCACGGGUACUACGUAGGGAGCCGAGGCAUAGACGAGAACAUGGGAUGGAAACAAAAGGGCUGACAUUCGUACUUGUACAUAAAUCUUAGACUCAGUAACGGAAUGUCUACCAGGAAGGCGUUGGGGGAGGUCGAUUCGGCCAUCAUGCUAAGGUACCUUAUGCUGUACAGUAGGUACCUGAAAUGAGUCGAUUAUUAACGACUCCUUCAUCGACG
This is a messenger RNA of Sodiomyces alkalinus F11, 2595 nucleotides long. RefSeq names its product Mmp37-domain-containing protein. The coding region runs from base 1 to 2220 and encodes 739 amino acids. The record is from RefSeq and is a predicted model, not a curated record. Gene Ontology annotation, cellular component: mitochondrion. Gene Ontology annotation, biological process: CDP-diacylglycerol biosynthetic process; cardiolipin biosynthetic process. The transcript is spliced from 4 exons. NCBI's taxonomy places the organism in Eukaryota, Fungi, Ascomycota, Sordariomycetes, Glomerellales, Plectosphaerellaceae. Gene Ontology annotation, molecular function: phosphatidate cytidylyltransferase activity.